Condylostylus longicornis is the source of this 3948-nucleotide messenger RNA. It is a transcript of the gene Pitslre, whose product is annotated as serine/threonine-protein kinase PITSLRE. The coding region runs from base 633 to 3677 and encodes 1014 amino acids. The record is from RefSeq and is a predicted model, not a curated record. Gene Ontology annotation, biological process: regulation of mitotic cell cycle; protein phosphorylation. The transcript is spliced from 4 exons. Gene Ontology annotation, molecular function: cyclin-dependent protein serine/threonine kinase activity; ATP binding. Lineage: Eukaryota; Metazoa; Arthropoda; Insecta; Diptera; Dolichopodidae. Gene Ontology annotation, cellular component: nucleus.
GCAAAAAGCACUUUUUUCAAAUCCGUCGCCAUUUGUCUGAUAUAACAAAAGUUGGAAUAUAGAAAAAAAAAUUAAUUUCAUCAUUAUUCUUUAUGAUAAAUAGAAUUUGGAAAACAUAGAAUAUAAGUUGUAAAAUUUAUUUGUAAAUUAUUUUGUGGGUUUUGUACGGAAAAUAGGUACAGAAAAGAAUGUCGCAUUUGGAUAAUUCUGGAAGUGAAGAUGGCCAAUUAAGAAGCCCAACAGACGAAAUUCUCUACAGGCCAAAAAGUGUGUACAUGUCCAAUAAAUAUGACCGAUGCGCGCGAUGGCCACAUCAAAAAUUAAAAUUAAAAGUUUUAUAAAAAAAAAAAAAAAUAUUUUAUUUUGUUAAAAGAAAAUACUGCUUUAAUGUAGUAAAUUAAAAAGGUGUUGUUAAAGUAAUAUAACGAAGGAUAAUGGAGCUCGUGAGUUUUUUUGUAAACUCUUGACGAUGGGGCAGACAAAAUAGAAAUUUUUGUAUCAACCCUGCACCACCAAUAUGUUUAACCAAAAUCAGCUUCAAGGUCGUUCAACCAAGUAGCAACGAUCUUGAUAUAGAAGAUGGAGAUACAGAUUCACUAGAUAUCAAACCACCGCAAGCAACACAUCGUGAUAUGAGUACUAGUAGUCGCCGUACAAAACCAUCCAAAGAAAAAAAACAUUCCAAAGAACAUAAGCAUAAAGAUCGUGAACGUGAGCGAAUGAGGGAUCGUGAGAGACAAAGAGAAGAAUAUUAUAAACAAAAAUUGGAAAAAGCUCGACAUAACAGUGAUGAUCGUGGAAGACAUCGACAUUUGGAAAUUCAAAAACAUCGGGAACAACGACAUGAAAUCAGAGAAAAACAUAAUGAAGGCAGUUAUCGUGGACGAAAUGAAAUACACCAGCAGCAGUACAAUGAUCGUCUCGCGAAUAGUGGAAAUGAUGUUCGGUACCAAGAAUAUGAACAUAGCAUACAAAAUCAUGGUCGAACUUCAAAACAAUCUCGUGGCAACAGUAGAGAAGAUAAAUCUCGUCGAAUAGAAUACCCUAUAUCUUCGCAGACAAUAGCGGUUAAUCGUGCGGAAAGUCGAGAAAAGCGUAAAUAUUUAGAAGUACAGCCAUCGGCUGAUCCAGAAAAAGAGUUAGAAGACUUACGAAGCAGGCUGCUUAGUAAGCGAAGCAAAUUUGAAAAAAAGAUAGCUCAAAGCCGAUAUGACGACAUAUCCAGUGAUGAACGUCAACAUUCAUCUCAUCAUAGUAAUAGACCAGUUAAAGAACAUAAGAAAAAUAAGCAUUUCCGCAACGAUGGUCCAGUCAUUGAAGUAAUAGAUUCCCCAGAAGAAAUUCAAGAUCAAAGACGUAAGUCAAACAAAUUACCUACGCCUGAGAAUGAAGAACAUGUGGCUCGACGUUCAAAAUUGUUAGAAGCAGAACGAGAAAUGGCUUGGCGAAAGGAAAUAGCUCGUGGGGAGCUUGAGGCUCGAAGAGAAAAACGAGAGAAAGAAAUUGAAAAGAGCGAGGCGCUUAAUCAAAUUAUUAGUUACCAAAGGAAGAAGAAACGUAGACAUGAUAGUGAAGAAGAACAAGAAGAAAGACGUCGACACAGACAUCACAAAAAGAAACUUAAAAAAACUAAGGAAAGACUUAAGGAAAAUGAUUUAAAUGUUCAAAAAUCUCCAGCAGAAGAAGGCGAAUAUGAAGAUCGAUUAGAUGAUGAAUAUGAACAACAGUCAGCUUAUUCAACAGGUGAAGAAGAUGUCAAUGCUGGUCUAACAGCUGAGGACGAUGAUGAUGAUGAUUUUGAAAUGUCUUCUGAAGAAGAUAAUGACAAUCAUGAAGAAAAAGCUAUGGAAAUAAUUGCCGAACGUCGUGAAAAAAAUGUGAGAAAAAAGAGAAGAAAGCACCAUAGGCAUUCUACAGAAAGAGAUGAUGAAGGCAUGCUAUCAGUAGAAGAAUUAGAAAAAAGUCAACCAAAAACUGAUCAUUCGAUAAAGAUAAGCUCAAGAUCAAAUUCUAGGUCAAGCAGUCCCGCACACUCAGAACAUAGCAAAAACAGUCGAUUUCACAGCAAAUCGCAAAGCAGAUCCCGAUCAGUUUCUAGAUAUAGAACUUCUUCAAUAUCUAGAUCCCAUACAAGGUCGAGAACGAAUUCACACUCACGUUCUCGAUCUAGAUCAGUUUCGAAAUCUAGAUCGUCAAGAUCAAGAUCAAGAACACGCACAAGUCGCUCCAGGUCUGAGGAUUCUGAUCGUUCACGACAGUCAACAUCAAGAUCUCGUUCUAGAUCAAAAUCUAGAUCAAGAUCGCGUUCUGGCUCGGCAUCAACAGACGAAGAAAGAGAUAAAAAGAAAGUAAAGAAGAACAUGCAAAAUUCUUCUGAAACUGAGACCAAACUGGAUUCUAAAGAUGAACGAGAUACAUCUCCAAGAAAUGACAAGGGUGAAAAACUUCCUAAUUAUUUCCCUGGAAUUCAAGGAUGUCGCUCUGUUGAAGAAUUCCAAUGCCUUAAUAGAAUUGAAGAAGGAACAUAUGGAGUCGUAUAUCGGGCUAAAGAUAGACGUACUGAUGAAAUCGUUGCCCUUAAGCGAUUAAAAAUGGAAAAAGAAAAGGAAGGAUUCCCAAUAACAUCUCUACGUGAAAUUAAUACUCUUUUGAAAGGGCAGCAUCCAAAUAUAGUAACAGUAAGAGAAAUUGUUGUUGGAAGUAAUAUGGAUAAAAUUUUUAUAGUAAUGGAUUACGUAGAACAUGAUCUGAAAAGUUUGAUGGAAACUAUGAAGCAUAAAGAACAGUCAUUUCUACCUGGUGAAGUGAAAUGUUUAUUACAACAACUAUUGAGGGCUGUUGGUCACUUGCAUGAUAAUUGGAUAUUGCAUCGUGAUCUAAAAACUUCAAAUUUAUUGCUAAGUCAUAAGGGUAUACUGAAAGUAGGUGAUUUUGGGCUUGCACGUGAAUAUGGGAGUCCCUUAAAAGCAUAUACUUCAUUAGUGGUAACACUUUGGUAUCGUGCACCGGAGCUAUUAUUGUGCUCUAAAGAGUAUUCAACUCCUAUAGACAUGUGGUCUGUAGGUUGUAUAUUUGCAGAGUUUAUGCAAAUGAGUGCCAUGUUUCCUGGAAAAUCUGAGAUCGAUCAACUAAAUAGAAUAUUUAAGGAUCUCGGAACACCUAACGAGAAAAUAUGGCCCGGUUACAAGGAUUUACCUGCAGUACAAAAUCUUUUAAGUCAAAAUUCUAGUUUUUCUGAGUAUCCAGUCUCAAAUUUACGUCGUAAAUUUUACAAUAAAACAACAGAAGUGGGCGUAUCUCUGCUGCAAGGUUUACUAACAUAUGAUCCUAAACAACGACUUACAGCAGAACAAGCUUUAAGACACGCUUAUUUUAAAGAAAUCCCAUUAGCCAUUGAUCCUUCAAUGUUUCCAACUUGGCCAGCUAAAAGUGAAUUAGGUAAAGCAAAAGCUUUAGCAUCAUCACCUAAACCACCAUCUGGAGGCUCACAAUUCAAACAACUGGGUCGUGAUGAUAUUAUGGUGCCACCUGGAGAACUAAAAUCAGCAAAAGCAGCAGCAAAAGCCGCAGCAGCUGCUGCUAGUGCAGCUGUUACCAAAUCAGCUGGAUUUGUUCUUAAUGCUGGAAUCGAUCAGAGAAGUUUAGCGAUGGGUCCAGGCUUUAGUUUAAAAUUUUAAAUUUUGUUUUUCUUUUGUACAUUUUUAUUACAAUUAAAAUUGAAAUACUUUAAUUAAAAUAGUUAGGAAGGACAUUAUUAUAAGUACAUAAAUUGUGACUCAGUGAAAAACAAAAAAAAAAACCUGAAUUAAUAUUUAAUUUUUAAAAACAUUAAGGCAAAAAAUAAAUUGUACCGAAUAUGUGUGUAAUUAUAAUAAUAUUUCAGUGUAAAAAAAAAUAUAUCAUUUUAAACAUUCAUUAUAAAAUCAUUUUUUCGUGUUACUAUGUACA